Messenger RNA from Lentinula edodes (shiitake mushroom), 1056 nucleotides. RefSeq lists its product as uncharacterized. The record is from RefSeq and is a predicted model, not a curated record. The coding region runs from base 1 to 1056 and encodes 351 amino acids. Lineage: Eukaryota; Fungi; Basidiomycota; Agaricomycetes; Agaricales; Omphalotaceae. The transcript is spliced from 4 exons.
AUGUCAGUCAAGAAGCUUAUCCUCGUCAUUGGUGCGACUGGUGUCCAAGGAAGAACAGUGAUUUCUUCAUUAUUAGCACCGCAAGCUGAUGGAACCCCGUCUCCAUGGUCAAUUAGAGCACUGACCCGAGACCCAACCAGUGAACGAGCCCAAGUCCUCUCCUCUUGGGGGGUUGAACUAUUCAAAGGCCGAAUAGACGAGAGCCUGGAUAGUAUCACCCCCGCAUUCGAAGGAUGCUAUGGCGUUUAUGUCAACAUAGACUCUUUUACCGUCGGUCAACGAAUCGAAAUCUACGCCGGUAUCAAGUUGUAUGAACAAGCACGUCGUGCGCACAUAAAACAUUUCAUCUGGAGUGGGCUUGAUUAUGCUAGUAAGCUCGGUAAUUUUGAUCCAAAGUAUCGACUAGCUUUCCAUUUCGAUGCGAAAGGUAUCGUCGGCGAAUUUCUUCGAUCGCAGCCGUCAAGCCCGGACGGAGACUCGUUAACAUGGUCGAUAAUCUCCACUGGCCCAUAUUUAGAAAACCUUUUCGGCCCACUCCUGGGUCCCCUGCCAAAGCGCGAGAACGGUGUCUUGGUCUGGGCACUUCCCACCGGAGAUGGUCACAUCCCUUUGAUCAGUCUCCAAGAUAUUGGUUGGUGGGCCCGGUACACCUUUGAUCACCGCUUAGAAACCUCUGGCCAAGAGCUUAAAAUUGCGACUGAGAUGGCGACUGCUGAACAAAUGGUCAAAACAUUUACCCGAGUGACAGGGAUCCCUGCCAUUCACAAACGCAUACCUAUUGAUGAAUACCUAGCUACUUAUCCCGGUCGCUUCACUAGACCCAUGGUAAGCGGAGAGCCAGAUGGGUAUACUAUAGGAGACACAUAUCGUGGGGUGUAUACUCUUAUGGGCAACGACAUCGUAACUCGGGACAUGGAGUGGAUUAGGCGGGUGCAUCCUACAGGACAUACACUGGAGAGCUUCAUCAAAGAGAAAGGUUUUGAUGGAACUCUCAAUGCAAAUUUCACGCUCCUCAAUGCCUCACACCUCCAUGCCGAGACGCAGAGUGGAAAAUAA